Molecule: messenger RNA, 3428 nt
Organism: Salarias fasciatus (jewelled blenny)
Lineage: Eukaryota; Metazoa; Chordata; Actinopteri; Blenniiformes; Blenniidae
Gene: ctdp1
Product: CTD (carboxy-terminal domain, RNA polymerase II, polypeptide A) phosphatase, subunit 1
Exons: 13
Coding region: 86-3112 (1008 amino acids)
Cellular component (GO): nucleus
Molecular function (GO): RNA polymerase II CTD heptapeptide repeat phosphatase activity
Source: RefSeq, a predicted model, not a curated record
UACGGGCGGGAAGAGCGAACGGAGCGUACCGAGGACCGAGGCUGCAGCUCCGCGGUGACUCUCCUGCUCUCUUUCAGGGGCUUUCAUGACACACGGCCCGGGGGCCAGCGGGGACCAGUCUGACAACCAGCGGGGUGUUGCUGAGCGGCGUGCGGGGCAGAUGGAGGAUCCUCCCGCAGGAUCCGGCGGGGGCUGCGGUGCAACAGCAGCGGGAGCAGCGGGAGACGCAGCGGGGGCAGCCGGGGAGGGCCCCUCCGUGCAGGUGUCGGAGGUCCGCUGGCCCAGCGGGGCUCAGCCGCUGCGGCUGCUGGAGUGGAGGGUGAAGCCCGGCUCUCUGGUGAACGUGGACUCGGUGCUGGCGCUCUGCGCCCCGGUGGCUCCGGACAGGGCUCCGGAGGCUGCCCGGCUGCCGGAGAAGAAGCUCAAAUCGGACCGCUCCGGAGUGGUGAAGGAGCUCUGCUGCCAGCCCGGCCAGGUCAUCCCUCCCGGCGGUUUGAUCGCCCGAGUGGAAGGAUGCAGCCACCCCAUCGUGAUGAAGGGUCUGUGUGCGGAGUGCGGACAGGAUCUCACCCAGCUGCAGAGCUCCAACGGGAAGCAGCAGAGUCCCAUCUCCACGGCAACCGUCUCCAUGGUGCACAGCGUCCCCGAGUUGAUGGUCAGCUCCGAGCAAGCGGAGCAGCUGGGCCGGGAAGACCAGCAGAGGCUGCACCGCAACAAGAAGCUGGUCCUCAUGGUGGACCUGGACCAGACGUUGAUCCACACCACGGAGCAGCACUGCCAGCGCAUGUCCAACAAGGGAAUCUUCCACUUCCAGCUAGGCCGAGGGGAGCCGAUGCUCCACACGAGGCUCCGCCCACACUGCAAGGAGUUCCUGGAGAAGAUCGCCAAACUGUACGAGCUGCACGUCUUCACCUUCGGCAGCCGCCUCUACGCUCACACCAUCGCAGGCUUUCUGGAUCCUGAAAAGAAGCUUUUCUCCCACAGAAUCCUGUCCCGAGACGAAUGCAUCGAUCCGUCCUCCAAGACGGGGAAUCUGAGGAACCUCUUCCCCUGCGGCGACUCGAUGGUGUGCAUCAUCGACGACCGGGAGGACGUGUGGAAGUUCGCUCCCAACCUCAUCACUGUGAAGAAGUACAUCUACUUCCAGGGCACCGGGGACAUCAACGCUCCGCCUGGCUCCCGGGAAGCUCAGAUGGCCAAGAAAGGGGGGAGUCCCUCAAGUCGACUGACAGAAAGUCCGGAACACGUAGGAACGCCUGGUGCCGAUGAGCAAAACAACGGCCUCAGGAAAAAGUUGAAGGACCAGAAUGUUUCUGGAAAGGAAGAACCCACAACACCUCAACCCUCUCAGGAAGUACCGUCCCACGAUCGGACUCACCCCGCUGCGGUUGCGGAUCACGAGUCGGGACAAGGCUCUCAGACGGAGGUGGACUCCGGGGUGGGCUCGAUGGAAACUCAGGUGAAUAGUGAGACUAAUGUUGCGGAGGAGGAGAGCAACAGGACACGAGAGGUACAGAAAGAUACCAGGUCGUCACGGAUCCACGCCUCCAAUAAUCUAGACUUUGACCUUUCCAGUGACAGCGACAAUGACUCCGUGGUAGGAAAGCCUCCCUCGUCAGACAGCGACAGUGACAGCAGGUCGGGUCAGGCGAAGCAGUCUGGGAAGGACGGGGUCACUCAGGAACCCGCUGACCCCAGCAAGGAAAGCGAAGGAGACGGCAAAAUCCGCUCUGAAGCCGAGCCUUCAGGAGUGGUUCUCCCCGACCCCGAGCUGGGUAACGGCUGCUCCGAUAAGAGGGAGCCCGAAACGGAGUCCCAGAACAGCGAGCAGUCGGGCGUCACCACGGGCGAGGAGCUGCUGGAUCAGAGUAUGGAAGACGAAGAGGACGAGGAGGACGAACCCGACCACGACCAGGACGAUCACCUGAUCUACUUGGAGGAGGUGCUGGAAAGGAUCCACGCCGAGUACUACGCCCGCUACGAGUCCUUCUUGAAGAAGCAGGCCUCGGAAACGCCGGACAUCCGCAGGAUCGUCCCCGAGCUGAAGGGAAAGACACUGGAGAGCACGAUAAUCGUGUUCAGUGGCCUGUACCCAACGAACUACCCCAUGGAAAGCACCCGGGAGUACUACCACGCCAAAGCUCUGGGCGCCAAGAUCGGCAAGAACCUGCUUCUGAGUCCCCAGGACCCCAACCGGACAACGCACCUGAUCGCAGCCAGGGCUGGCACCGAGAAGGUCCGGCAAGCUCAAGGCUGCAAGCACCUCCAUGUGGUCAACCCCGACUGGCUGUGGAGCUGCCUGGAGCGCUGGGAGCGGGUGGAGGAGGAGCUGUACCCCCUGAAGGAGGAUUUCUCCAAGACGCCCAGGAGCAACAGUCCAGCAGCUCUUCCCGACCAUAAAGAGUCGCUGCAGAAGCACAUAUUCCACCCGGCUCCCAUCCACCCGAGGCCCCCGGCGCCAGAGGUGCGGACCUACGACCCCGUGACGGGGAAGCUGAUCCGGAGAGGUCCUCAGACGCCGCGGACCCCGCCGUUCUCCCUCCUCUCCGAUCCCAGGGAGCAGUCGUCUCUCAGGGGGGCGUCUCCGGCCCAGCAGGACGAGGCCUCGGGAUCCGGGCCGGACGACGAGCAGCCCGGGCCGUCCCGCCGGAAGCGGCAGCCCAGCAUGUCGGAGACGAUGCCGCUGUACACGCUGUGCAAGGAGGACCUGGAGAGCAUGGACAAGGAGGUGGACGACAUCUUGGGCGAGGAGAGCGACAACGAGAGCGAGGGUCGAGGGAAGGAGAAGCCCGGCACCGAGGAGAUGGAGGAAGAGGAGCAGCGGCAGCAGAGAGGAGGCAAAGGCCGGGGAAAGCUGGGUCCUCAGGCGGCGAGCCCGGAGGAGAGGCCUCACCCGGCGUCCAGCCAGUCCGGCGUGGCUCAGAACGUCUCACGGGGCUACAAGCGGAAACACGACGAAGCCAAGGAGGACGAGGACGCCGCCGGCAAACGGGAAGCCGACGACUCGGCCGACGAGUCGUCCAAAGACUCCAACGAGGAGGAGGAGGGCAGCAGCUCGGAGGCCGACGAGAUGGCGGCCGCGCUGGAGGCGGAGCUUAACGACUUCAUGUGAUGAGCAGGGGAGGGGGGGGGGGUUUCGGGAAUUGACUAAACCGAACCCCCGGCGGAACCGCCAACGCUACGAGUGGUACUAAAAGAAGUUAUUUUUCUGCUUGGGUGUGUGAUUAGGAUCCAUGAGCCAUGAACGCCGGCGCUGAACGGACAGAGAGGCGAUGAAUGUCCUGUACAGAAACCAGACUGCGCUGUGUAAAUACGGCCAAGACCUUUUGUAGCUUUUCUGGCAAGGAACCCUUUGAUGUUAACAUUUUAUUGUAAGAUAACAAGCUAUAUAUAUAUAUAUAUAUAUAUAUAUAUAUAUAUAUAUAUAU